AUGCCUAAAAGUUGGCCCCCGUCUCCGACUGUCGAGGACGAAGUAUCUUCUCUGGCGAAGGAAUUUGGUGCCGAUUCUACAGACUCUAAUUCUAGUCACGGAAUUCCUCCUGCCGAAUCGCGUGGUCUGGUUGAUCAGUACCCACUGAUCAUCGAUGUGGGUGACAAGAGCCACGAUGCUACGCCGAAAGUAAAGGAAGACUUCAUCAAGCCUACUAGGCUUCCUACUCCGCCGCAUGACUCUCCAAGUCGAGAACGGCGACCUGGAGAGAGCAACACCUCACGUGAAGAGAAACGCUUCGUUCAUAUCCCGGCAACCUCUGAUAAUGAGAGAGAAAUACCACAACCGCCCAGUCGGCCUCGAUCUAAGUCUACCAUUGGCAUCGCAGCGGAUGAACCUGCCCGAGGACGGCCUCAUGUUCAUCGUAUCAACACAGAUAUUGGAGGAGAUCUUCGCGGCAUGAAAACCGGUCAGCGACGAGCACCUUCACCCUAUGCCUACAGAGUCGCAGCUAGCAACCUUCUCGCCUCGGCAUUUGACGACAAAUCCAAGGUCGAGCUUCUGUCGCCUGGAUCUGCCGCCACGCCAAGAGCCACUGAUGCGGGGCGUCGGGCGCGAUCCAAGCGUCCUCACCGGUCAGAACCAAAAGCAGGUGGCAGCGAUACUGAUAAACAGGAGUCCUAUCGCCGGCAUCGAUCCAAAAGCAGGGUUGAUCGCGGUAGCUUCUCCAAGCAUCCCGGGUCGAGCGGUGAUGAGAGAACUACCACUUCCAGGCCGGAAGUGUUGGGCGACGCAAAGCGAAGGUCUGAACGAAGUCUACCUCGGGACCGACGGCCAAUCAUUACCCACAGAUCAGCACAUGGUAACAUUACACCGCCUCAAACGCCCGGGCAUCCAAAAGAGUCGCCAUAUGCCUCCGCCGCGGAAGAUUCAGACAGACGCAGACACCAUGAGCGUCGUAUGACUGAGAGAAGGCACUCUAAAGAGUCACCAUAUACCUCUGCCAACGAAGGCCUGCCUUCACGCCGGGAGUACGAUGAAAAGACUGGCACUCGUUCUCGAAGGCAGUCCGUUCAUCGCCGCGAGAGACCGCACAUCGAUCUCUCAGACCAGCGUCCAUUCGAACGGCCUGAUUCGACGGCCCCAUCUGUUCGCACCCCUAGGAAUCUCGAGGCCGAUUUUGAGAAGGCUUUCCGAGAUAACCAGAAGAAAAUUUCGAUAUCGUACGGCAGCAAUGAGGUCGGUCCCUCGCCGUUGACUUCUCCGCCUACGAGCCCGCCGAGAACUCCUCGUGGCGAGCGCAAAGUCGCUGAUUACUUCGGGGACGCCGCAACAAGCUCAGCUGCAACGAAACAGCGGUCUAGGCCUCCUUCGUUGAGUGAGAACCCCAUGAAACCAAUGACAACAUUGCUGGGAGCUGCUACCUAUGGCGCCGCUACUCUUGCAUCCAAGGCGAUCCCUUCCUUGUCUAGAUCAUCUACUACCUCUGGUGAGACGUACUCUAGUUGUGGAUCGCAAGGGUCCAUUGCCAGCGGCCAGCGUUCGAGAAAGCCUUCUCCUGUUUACGAAGAUCCUCGACCGAUGUCCCGGGCCGGACCAGUCUCUCGUGCAGGGUCGACGGCGUCACAGGACGCUCUCCCAAACCGCGCCAGUACCUAUCCAGGACGUGAAGAGCGACCAGUUUCGCGCAACGCAACUGCACCUUUGGCAAUUCCACAUCCGCCUUCUGCUCAACGAGCUUCAUCCUACAGUACGAUCCCAGAGCAAGCUCACUUGCGACCUUCCGCUCGUCGGACAUACUCGACCACGAGCGGCACGACGAUCAGUGUGGCCAGCUCUGGGCCGCAAGGACGUGUGGCGUCGUCGAACUUGUCACAAUCUUCAUAUACGGCCUCUUCUGUUGACUUAUCAACACCGACCGAAAAGCAUACUGCUGUGUCUCCGACUGCCGAACAGAAGAGGCCCAUCAGUUUCCCCAUGUGCCCUCGGCCGUAUGCAGCCACAGGCGUACAGGGAUGGUACACGAUCUCUGGCCUGGCGAACUUUGAUAUUUGUCCUAACUGCAUGCGUGUUCUUGGAGAGUCGUCAUUACGUGACUACUGCGUCCCAAGCCAGUGGAAACUUCCAACUGAAGCAGUCACUUGUGCACUCAGCCGUCCUUGGGUACGAAUUGUAGUGGCAAGAUGUCUCAAGGACGGUGUACCCAACGUGGGCCUUCUUCAGAGUUUGACGACCCUCCCGCCCGAUGUAUACCCCUGUCCUGGUAGACAGCCGGAGGUCCGGCGAUGGUAUCACGUUGUCGACCCAAAUACAAAGGUGCCCGUACAGGGCUUCAGUAUCUGCACUGCGUGUGUUAGGUCGGCGGAAUUGGUGUUUCCCGAACUCUGGAAGGAGAAGGUUUUCGACCGCCCGGAUGGAAAGUUGGCCCAAGAGCGGUACUGCAAUCUCUUCUCAGGCAGCAAGCACUUCUACAGCAUUGUCAACGAACUUGAUCUUCUUGCGAGGUACAGCAAGAAGAAAGACCUCCGGCCGAAGGACAUUACUGCUUUCGGCGAAUUCGUGCGGCAGAAGGCAAGGACUCGCGAGUGUGCAAAAGACUCUAUGCUCGCCACCCCGCUCUGGCACUUUAUCAGCAACCUUCCGGAGUUCACCAUUUGCGAGGAAUGUUACGAGGAUGUGGUAUGGCCUUUAAGGGAGAAGCCAAUCGCCAGAGAUGUGAGCAUGACACUUCAAAAAGUACCUGUGCAGCGGCCAGCGAACUACGUUGCGGGAAUCAGCUGUCAACUCUAUAGUGAAAGAAUGAGGAGAAUUUUCAAGGAUGCAGUGGCAAGAAAUGACAUGGACGGUCUGAAGCAUGCAGCAUUAACAAGGUAUAACAUCGAGCAUAGAUUGCAAGAGAAUCAGCGGCGCUAUGAGAUGGACCAACGGGCUGGCUAUGACCGGCGGAUUGACAUCCAGCGGAAUCUGGACUAUUGGAAGCAAUACGAGUAA
Cyphellophora europaea CBS 101466 is the source of this 2991-nucleotide messenger RNA. RefSeq lists its product as uncharacterized. The transcript has 2 exons. Lineage: Eukaryota; Fungi; Ascomycota; Eurotiomycetes; Chaetothyriales; Cyphellophoraceae. The record is from RefSeq and is a predicted model, not a curated record. The coding region runs from base 1 to 2991 and encodes 996 amino acids.